Molecule: messenger RNA, 3528 nt
Organism: Harmonia axyridis
Lineage: Eukaryota; Metazoa; Arthropoda; Insecta; Coleoptera; Coccinellidae
Product: myosin-10-like
Exons: 10
Coding region: 165-3467 (1100 amino acids)
Source: RefSeq, a predicted model, not a curated record
AUCUGUCUAUAAAAACACCGAAUCAAAUCAUCGGUAGAUGGAAGUUUAUCGCAAAAUCAUUUGUUUAUAAAGUUUGAGCCAAUAUUUGUUUAUAAUUAGAAAUUUGUGUUCACAAAUAGUAAAUUCGUCCGGAAUAUGUGAAGUGCUAUCAAAUUCAUUCAGUUAUGUCGACAUCUGAUUACGAUUUGAAUGUAAACAAAUCUCCGAUCGAUUCAGAAUCCGUGGAUGCUAAUUCCAAGCCCAUGGAGCAGUCCGCUCUCAUAUAUAGUGAAGAAUAUGUAGAGACUCAGCAAAUUAUUCAUGAUCAUCCAAUGAGCCCUCCAGUGGUUUCGGCCCCGAGGCCAGAAUCUGCAAAAGGUUCCAGACCCAGCACGCCUAGACCAAAAUCUCCCAUUUCGAAAAAAGAAUCAGAAAUGACUUAUGGAGAAACAUGUCCGUUUUUACCUAACUACAAUACCGAGUGUGAUCUGGCAGCAACAACUGCGCCAUCUGAAUUACUACCUCAAAUAGAUUCCUCUACAACAUGUUCGAAAACCGAAGAGAAACUUGCUGAAGAACCUGAUGUGAAAAAAGAAACAGCGAAGGUGAAGAAAGGAAUACCAGUGAAGGGAAGAUUUUUGUCUGGAAUUCCAAAGAAGAGCGAAACUAUCCAAAGCAACUCCAUUAUUCCAGUGAAAAUAACCAAACAAUCGUCGAAACUCUCAAUAAAACCUUCGAGGACGAGUUCAUUCUGCAAAUCUCAGCUUAGAACACCAAAAACGGUGACAAACAAACAUACAUUGGAAAUGCAGUUCUUGAACAAACACAAAAAACUGAUUCAAUACAAGAAAGAAUUAUCGGAAAAGCAGAGACCGGUCAUGGAUUUAUACCAGAAUCUACUGGAGAUCAAAAAACAAUUAGCAGAAUUCGGUAAGAGUGUUGAACUCGAAGAAAUAAAGUUCGUUUCAAUGGAGGAACCGAAAAAACAUAGUGACCACCCUUGCGGAGAUGUUCUCAAUCAGGAGAUUGUACAAAACAUGAAAACUUCCAUCGAAGAUAUUCCCAAACAAUUGAUGGGUGUUUGCCAGAACCUAGUUGGUCGACGGGCAGCUAUCGUUGAGCUUCUAGAGAGUGUUUCUCAAGCAGACAUCGAACCAACUGAGCUUACCGAUAAGAUUGAAACAUUGAAGGAUGAAGGUAAGGAUCUGAAAAAUUCCCUGGAUCUUCUCAUUGCGCAAUCUGAAGAACGCAUAACGGAAUUAGUGAAAAACUGGUAUACUCUCCUUGAUAGCAAAAACCAAGAAACAAGUAAUAUGAAAUUGGAAGAAUACGAAUCUCAAAUUAGGCAGAAGGAUGCCAUGGUACAAGAGUCCAAACAAGUUAUAUUGGACUUACAGAAGAAAUUAGAAGAGAAGAGAAAUCUUCAUGAAAAGACGAUAUGCGAAUGCGAAAUCACCAUCAAGGAAUACACAGAGAAUAUAAAGAAAUUGAACCAUGAGCUAGAAUGUGAGAGGAGAAGUAUGACAGAAGUCAAGACAAGAAAUGCAGGAAAUGGGCAGACAAUAAAAAAUUUGCGUCAGAAAUUGAACGAAACUGAAUCGAAACUCAAAGAUGUCGAAAGUAAAAAUACUGAUUUGUCUAAAAAACUUAAAACUAGCCAAGAUCAACAACGACAAAAGGAAAAUAUAUGGUUUAAAGAAAAAGAGGAGAUGCAGAAGAAUAUAAAGGAACAGGACAAGCUUUUGAGCAAAUUAACCGAUGACAGGAACAGUUUUCAAACGAGAUUGGAGGUAACACAGAACAAAAAGAAAAUCGAUGAGGAUACAUUGAGGACCGAAAUGGAGGAACUGAAAUCAAAGUUGGAAAAAACUGAGAAAGAUCUCGAUAAAAUUCGUAAAGAAAAAACUGAAGCUAUUGAGAAGUACGAAUCCUUGGAGGGGGAACUUCAAAGACUUGGACAUGAACAUGAAAAAAAUAUGGAUACUAUUUCAAAACAAAUGGACUGGGGAAAAUCGAUACCUUGCCCUGAUGCCCAAGCAGAACUUUACAGUGAACUCUUAGCUACCAAAGUCACCCUUCGGGAACAGGAAGAGAAAAUUAAAGCGUACGAAAAGGAAAACGCGAGGUGGGCUGCUGAACGUUCAGACUUGCUUGACAGAUUAGAAAAUAUUCACAAUACCCCAGAUAUUAGAAGGCAGGAGGAGAUUAUAGUUAAAUACAAGAAUAUGCUACAGGAAAAUGAAAUGAAACUGAAUGACAAAUCUAUUGAGGUAGCCAAACUCAGCGCUGAAUUGAAACAUCUUAAAAUUCGCCAAGACGCAUUGGAGGAGCAAAAUCUCAAUUGUCCCACAGACGAACUGAGGAAAAUGGUAGCUGAUGGCAGACAAAAACUCAGUGAGAUAAUGAAGAAGUCAAUGGAAAAUGAGCAGAAAUUGGCAUGCUAUGAAAGUACUAUUGAGAAGCAGCAUAAACAAAUGAAUGAAAUGGAGAACUUACUAAGAGUCAGAGAUGGACUAAUAGGGAUGAUCAAGGCUAAAAAAGAUGAACUGCUUAUGGAGAAGGAAAGCCUCACCAGAUAUUGCAAGGACGUUAGGAACAUGUUGGCAGAGACACGUGAGGAUUUAAAAGUAAAAUCCGAGGUCAUUAGAGAUCUUCAAGAUAAGCUAGAGAAAAAGGAGAAAACCGUAGUAGUCCUAGAAAAAAAAAUCAGAGAACUGGAAGAGAACCUGGCAUACACUAACGAAAAACGAUUCAAGCUUCAAGACACAAUAGGUACUAUGGAAAAAGAGCUCCAAUCUACCAAGGCGCAUGUCAACCAAAUGGCCGAGUUACAAUCACGGUAUGAUCUCGGUAUGACAAAUUCAAAAAACAAUAUUUUGAAAGAAAUGUCUUCGCAAAACCCUACUUUUGAGAGUUUAACCUUUCAUCAGCCGAAUGGCGAGUUCAAUCUCGAUCUUCCAAUCCGGGAAAUGGAUUGCAUCAGACGACGACUUUACAAACUUAGCAAUUUUCAAUUACCAGUCGCAUUGAGUGACGAGAAAUCGCGAGACAAAACUAAUUCCUGCAAUGUAUUGCAUUCAACUCAAAGUCUGUAUACCUUCUCCAACAAGAAUACGUACCAGAAAAUGAUCGAGCUUGAAUCAAAAAGGUAUGAGAUUCUUCAAAAACAAACAGACGAGUCCUAUGAAAACUUGAGCUGCCUUUUAAGGCUUUCCAUACCAUCUGAAAGUCCUGUUAAGGACAAAUAUAACGUUGUAACAGAAUCUGAUGCAACCUCUUUGGUUACAGGAAACAACUUGUUGGGCGAAUUUGACAAUCCCGUAAAAGUCAGUAAUUUUAAGAAAUUUGGCCUGAAUCCGAAACUACAUUUCAACAAAAUUUAUUUGUCACAUUUGUCGGAAACUUACAAAGACCUCAAUGACUCUUUAACAAUAAUCAAGAAUACUUUGACAGAAGUUGAUGAAAUGAAAAACUCUCGAGAAAAAUGAUCAACUCAUUGUAUAGCUGUUUAAUGAUAAUUGUUAAAUUUCAAUAAAGUGAUCGACUGAA